Messenger RNA from Lichtheimia ornata, 1080 nucleotides. RefSeq lists its product as uncharacterized. Gene Ontology annotation, biological process: protein phosphorylation. The record is from RefSeq and is a predicted model, not a curated record. Lineage: Eukaryota; Fungi; Mucoromycota; Mucoromycetes; Mucorales; Lichtheimiaceae. Bases 1 to 1080 code for a protein of 359 amino acids. Gene Ontology annotation, molecular function: ATP binding; protein kinase activity. The transcript has 6 exons.
AUGGCACAAAUUGGUAAAUUGAGGAACCAUUCAGGACUGCGAUUGGAUCUCAACUCGCGGCCAACGACACCUUGCAGCCUGGAUGACGAAACAGGUGCACCUUCAUUGAAACCAUCGACUUCCACGGAAAGCAGCGGCAACUGGCGUGAGGAUCUAGCUCGUAUUGUCAGCCAAAAUCGAUCCCAAAGCAAGCUGGCACCCCAAAGCGACGAAGAACUUAAAGCAGACGACUUUGAAAACGUUCAAAAGUUGGGCGAAGGUGCUGCUGGUGUUGUAUGGAAAGUGCGUUACAAGGCAACAGGGCUUGUUAUGGCCAAAAAGACAAUUACAGUGGAAGCCGAACCACAGUUGCAGCGACAAAUCCUUCGUGAGCUUUCGUUUCUAAAGACGUGUGAAUCUCCUCAUAUUGUUUCAUUUCAUGGUGCCUUUCUCGAUGAUGGUGAUACAACCAUUGCUAUUUGCAUGGAGUAUUGUGACGGUGGCAGCUUUGAAGACAUUUACAAACGUGCACGCGAUAUGCAUGGUGUGAUCGGUGAAACGGUCUUGGCUAGACUCGCAGAAUCGGUCUGUAAAGGUCUGAUUUACUUGCAUUCCAAGAAUGUUAUUCAUAGAGAUAUCAAACCCUCGAAUAUCCUGAUGACAAGGAAGGGUGAAAUCAAAUUAUGUGAUCUUGGCGUUUCGGGCGAGUUGAUCAAUUCAAUGGCGGAAACAUUUACUGGAACUCAGUAUUACAUGGCGCCCGAGCGCAUUCAGGGCGCCACUUACUCUGUCCAAUCUGACAUUUGGUCACUAGGCUUGACUAUCAUUGAAGUUGCUCAGAAUCACCCUGCACUACCACCGCCAGGCCAACCUCAUCUUUCAGUGUUUGAAUUACUUGAUUUCAUCGUCAGCCAGCCCUUGCCAACUUUGGGUAAUGAUCGAUCGGAAGAGUGUAGAGACUUUGUAGCCAAAUGCUUGAUCAAGAAGCCCACCGACCGACCUGGACCCGAAGCCAUGCUUGAACAUGCCUUUAUCAAGGAGCGUGCUGAUCCUUCACAAGACUUGGCAUCGUGGCUCAAGGAGGUGUGGAAUUGGAAGUAA